UUCCUCAGUUUGUCAAAAUGCAUUUAGAAGAAGGGAGGAAAUCACAGGCUGUUAUUCAAAAUGUGGAGUCAAAAUGGGUGCAGUGAGGAUAUUAAUCCUUCUGAUUUUACUGGAAUUAAAAGAGACAGAACCAGUGAUCCACUCUCUGAGGUAUUUCUACUCAGCAUCUUCAGGAUUACCAGACGUCCCAUCGUACAUGUCUGCUGGUUUUCUGGAUGAUGUUCAGAUCAGUUACUGUGACAGCAGAAACAACAGAAACAUUCCCAAACAGGACUGGAUGAACAAUGUUAGCUCAGAUAAUUCACAUUACUGGGAGGAGGAAACUCUAACAUGUCUGGCUAAACAGGAAACUCUCAAAGAAAACAUUGAAAUUGCAAAACUGCGUUUAAACCAGACUGGAGGAGUUCACGUCUACCAGCACAUAUACGGCUGUGACUGGGAUAAUGAGACAGGACAGGUCAAAGGGUUUGCUCAGAUAGGUUAUGAUGGAGAGGAUUUUAUAGCUCUGGACCUGAACACAUCAUUAUGGAUCGCUGCAAAGCCAGAAGCUGUCCUCACCAAACACAAGUGGGAUAAAAAUAAGUAUGCUUUACAAUAUGAGAAGUUUUACUUCUUAAAAGUUUGUGUUGAGUGGCUGAAGAAGUAUGAGAGAAGUGGGAGGAGAUCUCUGAUGAAAACAGUUCUUCCCUCAGUGUCUCUCCUUCAGAAAACGUCCUCCUCUCCAGUCAGUUGCCUCGCUACAGGUUUCUAUCCCAACAAAGCUGAAAUAUUCUCGAGAAAAGGUGAAAAACAGAUUCAUAAGGGAGUGGAAACAGGAGAAAUCCUCCCCAACAAUGAUGGGACCUUCCAGAUGAGCGUUCACAUCGAUCUGUCAUCUGUUGGACCUGAAGACUGGAGCAAGUAUGAAUGUGUGUUUCAGCUCUCUGGAGUGAAUAGCAUCAUUCAUAGACUGGAGAAAACAAGAAUCUUGACCAAUGAAUCAAAUACCAGCAUUGUGAUCAUCGCUGUUGUUGCUGCUCUGGCUGUUCUUGGUCUCAUUGCUGUGAUUGGAUUCAUUGUCUACAAGAAGAAGAACGCCAAACGUCCACCUUCUCCUGUGGCGUACUGUCAGCCUCCAGAGGAAACCCAGUUUCUGCCACACGCAUGAAAAAGCAGAAACAGACAAAUGCAAACAA
Molecule: messenger RNA, 1175 nt
Organism: Poecilia latipinna (sailfin molly)
Lineage: Eukaryota; Metazoa; Chordata; Actinopteri; Cyprinodontiformes; Poeciliidae
Product: H-2 class I histocompatibility antigen, Q9 alpha chain-like
Exons: 7
Coding region: 74-1147 (357 amino acids)
Biological process (GO): immune response
Cellular component (GO): external side of plasma membrane
Source: RefSeq, a predicted model, not a curated record